AUGAGUUUGAUAAGAUCGCUAAGAACAGUGCCCCGAAUCGCACUGGCCACAAGAGUAGCCACAGGAGUGGCCUCUCUACCUCUUCGCAGACCCCUCACCACUGGCGUGCGACGUGCGACAAGAACAAUUACUUUGCCACACAUCACUACACAUCAUGAAACGCUCCGACUAUAUUCUCUCCAGGCGACCGAGCUGGAAUUAGAGGAUUACCACAUUCAAGCGGAUGAAUAUUUGGAGUCUAUCUUGAUUGCUUAUGAAGAAUACGCUGAGGAGGUCGAUUCAAAUGAGCUGGAUGUGGAUCUAGCUCAAGGCGUGAUGAGCUUGGAAAUCCCUGGUGCUGGAUCCUACGUUAUCAACAAACAACCCCCGAACAAACAGAUUUGGCUAAGUUCCCCCAUUUCCGGCCCCAAGCGUUAUGACUAUGUCGACGGUGAAUGGGUUUAUCUGCGUGACGGCACCACCCUAACAGAGCUUCUGGAGACCGAAACCUCCGAAGCAUUUGCUUCCACUGGGAAGAAAUUUCAUCUUUGA
Yarrowia lipolytica CLIB122 is the source of this 531-nucleotide messenger RNA. The record is from RefSeq and is a predicted model, not a curated record. Lineage: Eukaryota; Fungi; Ascomycota; Dipodascomycetes; Dipodascales.